This is a messenger RNA of Varanus komodoensis (Komodo dragon), 3141 nucleotides long. RefSeq names its product adenosine kinase (gene ADK). The record is from RefSeq and is a predicted model, not a curated record. Gene Ontology annotation, cellular component: nucleus; cytosol. Lineage: Eukaryota; Metazoa; Chordata; Lepidosauria; Squamata; Varanidae. The transcript has 11 exons. Bases 42 to 1127 code for a protein of 361 amino acids. Gene Ontology annotation, biological process: purine ribonucleoside salvage. Gene Ontology annotation, molecular function: adenosine kinase activity.
GCGGGGCGGCUCGUCGGCAAAAAUAGGCAGCGCGGACGAGCAUGAAGAUGGCAGCGGACGAGCCGCAAGCCAAGAAGCCCAAGCUGGAGCCCGCGCGACUUAGUGAAAAUGUGCUCUUUGGAAUGGGAAAUCCUCUCCUUGACAUCUGUGCGGUUGUGGACAAGGACUUUCUGGACAAAUAUGGACUGAAACCAAAUGACCAGAUCUUGGCAGAGGAGAAACACAAAGAACUAUUUGAAGAACUUGUGAAAAAGUUCAAAGUGGAAUAUCAUGCUGGUGGAUCUACACAGAAUUCUGUUAAAGUAGCCCAGUGGAUGAUCCAGGCACCUUACAAAGCAGCAACAUUUUUUGGGUGCAUCGGAAAAGAUAAGUUUGGUGAAAUCCUCAAGAAGAAAACGGAAGAAGCUCACGUGGACGCCCAUUACUAUGAGCAGAGCGAAGUGCCAACCGGGACGUGUGCUGCCUGCAUCACAAGUGACAACAGGUCCCUCGUUGCUAACCUGGCUGCUGCUAAUUGUUAUAAGAAAGAAAAGCAUCUUGAUAUGGAGCAGAACUGGAAGCUGGUGGAAAAGGCUAAAGUUUAUUACAUAGCAGGUUUCUUUCUGACAGUAUCACCAGAAUCCAUAUUAAAAGUGGCCUCUCAGGCAUCCGCAAGCAACAAGAUCUUCAGUUUGAAUCUUUCUGCACCGUUUAUUAGCCAAUUCUACAAGGAACCGAUGAUGAAAGUCCUGCCUUAUGUGGACAUCCUAUUCGGAAAUGAGAUGGAAGCUGCCACUUUUGCGAGGGAGCAAGGCUUUGAGACUGAAGACAUAAAAGAGAUAGCGCGGAAGACACAAGCUUUGCCAAAAGUGAACCUUAAAAGGCAACGGGUUGUUGUGUUUACUCAAGGGAAGGAUGACACCAUUAUGGCCACAGAAAAUGAAGUACGGAGUUUCCCAGUCUUGAUUAGUGACCAGAGCGAGAUUGUUGACACCAACGGAGCCGGAGAUGCGUUUGUGGGAGGUUUCCUCUCCCAGCUGGUCUACGACCGGCCACUGACGGAGUGCAUCCGCGCCGGACACUAUGCUGCCAGCGUAAUCAUAAAGCGUUCCGGCUGCACCUUCCCAGAGAAGCCCGACUUCCACUGACGCUGGGAGACCCACGAGGCCAAGAGGAGGUGCCACCUGCCCCGCGAUGCCCCGCCCUACUCGCCCUGCGUCGAAGCUUCUGUACUUCUGCUCACUGUACCUCCCACACAUUUCCGUGUCAAUGCCCUGGUCCUUUUUCCCACACAACCGUGUUCUGCAUGUCCUAAAUGAGACUCCGGGCUCCCGUCCGCCUGGCACACCACGUCUUUGGUGCAGUUCCUUAGGAACAGCUCUGCACGGAAACACCUCUGACUUAUUCCUCUAGCCCAGCCAGGCAUGGGCAGUCCUACAUGCCUCAGCCAACAAGCCCAGUUAGCCGGAGGCAGAAUUAAUGGCAUUACACUGGUGUGAAAACGGGUGUGCAUAAGAAAACACAUGUCUUUUCCCCUAUGUGUGCUCAGUUCUUACCUAUGUUGGGCUUGCGGUAUGUAGGAAUUUGCUCCUGAUUCCUGGGUUUAGGAAAUUUGGAAGGAGGGUUCUGGGCAGUUGCAGGACUUUGAGCCUGAUUUGAAUUACAGCUUGGAGGGGCUCUGUCCUUCCAGGGCGGGAUCACGAUGUGCUUGUGAUAGAAUUAAAUUCCAUAAAAGGACAGUGCCAGUUGUGAGCUUGAGCUUGCAUCUCAGACCACGCACGCUUGCGCGUGCGCACACGCGCGCACACACACACACACACACACACACACACACACACACAAACGAAGUACAGAAAUAUUCCUGCAGGCAGACUCAUCAGGAUAAGCCAAAACAGAAUCUUUUAUUUCAACGCACAGUUUUAAGAUGCUAGUAACUGAGAAAUCUUUAUUUGUAUUACAGUAUUCAAGAGAGACAUUCUGAAAAUGCCAUUCAUUACUUUACUAUGUAAUUUGAUACUGAAAAAUAAAGGAAUUGUGAUAUGGGAAUUCUCUGGCUUGACAUUUUAUGCCCAGCCUUUGUUAGAAUCAGUCCCUUAGGAAGAGAAGUGGAAAUAGUCAGACCUUUGGUAUGAACUCAUUUUAAUUUCCGUAGGGCCACUUCACACCACAUGGCAGCCCAGUGUGGAGUAAUUUACCCAGGAGGAGCUGCAGUUCCCACUGCUAGGAAUAGGCUGGCCAGUGCUGCAGCGUGUUCGGUCGUCCGAACCUGGGCAGCAGCGCUGUCUGAUCGUUGAACAACCCACACAGGGCUGUGGGCAAGGCUAGGGUUGCUCAGCCCUCGUGCCAUUGCUGCUCCCUGGGUUCAGUUGACCAGGUGGGCUGUGACAACGCUGGCCAGGGCCUGCAUGGGCACGAUCGGCCCUCCCACAGCGCUGGAAGGGUCACGUAACCCACAGUGGGCUGCCCUGUCGUUCGCGCUGGGCCAUUGUGCCCCUGUGAUGCUGUGAACAACCCUCACGUAGAAAGGUGGGCGCAUUAUUGACCAAGAAAGACCAUCUUUCCUUUUGAAAGAGCUAGCAGUAAACUGAGGGCACCAAGCGGCGGCAGUGUGGUUGGAUCAGUAAGAUUCCAGUCCAGGGGUUGUUCACGGAGUACUGAAAUGCAGCUCACAGUUGUCUGUAAUGGAGUCUAUUUUGAAGGCAAGGUCGUUGCCUGCUAAUUUUUCUCCCCAUGGGUACUAUCAGAAUCCGCACUUGGGACAUUAUUCAACAGAAAACUUUGCGCAGGCAGAGUUAAGAGGUUAGCUUUCAGAAGAGAAUUCUUGAUCCUUGACAACUUUAAAACAUGCAUUUACAAAAAUGCAAAACAGUGUUUUGGCUCACCUGCUUACAACAUGAUCAAGAAAUUUUGUUGUUUAUACCCAGCUUUCUGCUAAAAGAGUCAAGGGCAAAGAUUUUCAAGUGAGGCAUAGAAUAAGUUGGAGCAGACACCAAUUCAUGGUCACGUUUGGUCUCCCUUCUGAGCAGCUGACACAGUAUUUGUUCCAUGGCAUCCUUGACACGAGAGCUGUGUGUACUGCGCACUAACUCACAUUAUGGGCCAAGUAAAACUGGAUUCUGUGACUUGUAUCGAUGAGAACAGAUUAAAUUAAGCUGCAUGGUU